Hemisphaericaspora subhashii is the source of this 4845-nucleotide messenger RNA. RefSeq names its product Mds3p (gene MDS3). Gene Ontology annotation, biological process: cell redox homeostasis. Lineage: Eukaryota; Fungi; Ascomycota; Pichiomycetes; Serinales; Debaryomycetaceae. Bases 1 to 4845 code for a protein of 1614 amino acids. Gene Ontology annotation, cellular component: mitochondrion; cytosol. The record is from RefSeq and is a predicted model, not a curated record. The transcript has a single exon. Gene Ontology annotation, molecular function: protein binding.
AUGGCGACAUUAAUCCCGACAGCAAGUGCCUGUCAUUCCCUUCAACUACCUCCAACUGAAAAAGAUGAUAGAUUAAAUUUAAAUGUGCGGACUGGUUCUGCUUCUACUUUAUAUAAUUCAUUAGUAUUCACAUAUGGUGGACUUACAAUGGGAUUAGAAUUAAAAGAUUUUACAAUUGAAGAAAUUAGAGAUAUAUUCCAAUCUAAAAUUAAUGCAUCAGCAACUAGAUAUAGAUCGUUUGAUAAAUAUCUUUCAGGUGAAUUAUUUUAUUUAAGUUUAAUUGAACGGGUUUGGACAAGAGUAACAUUCAAAACAUCAACCACCACAAGACCAAGUCCAAGAUUAUUACAUCAAUUGUGUGCCGUCAAUAAUUGCAUAUAUUUAUUUGGUGGAUUAACAAUCCCAGAAAAUCAAUCACAGGAGAAAUAUCUUAUACCAUGUAAUGACCUUUGGGAAUUUAAUCUUGAAAAAAAUAAAUGGACUUGUUUACAUGAUGGUGCUCAUUAUCAUCUUGAUAAAGCAAUCCCCUGUCCUAGAUAUAAUCAUAAAAUAACCCCCAUCUCAAGUUUAUCAUUUGUGAAUAGAAAAGAUCAUUUUGGAAUAUUUAUCGGGGGUGGGAAAGAUGAAAAUUCAAAUAUGAUUUAUGAUAAUGCAAUAUUUGAUUUAGUAGAAAAGAAAUAUGUUGGAUCUCAACCAAUUCAUUUAUCUGUCACUUCAGGAAAGCCGACAAAAGAUCAACAAUUGGGAUUAACCAAUUUCAUUGCCAAUGAUGAUCAUUUAUUAAAUGUUGAUAUUACUAAAAGUAUGUUAAUUGAUUUCGUGGAAGAAGUAGAAGCAAUACAAACAGUCGAUGGAAAGGGGAAACUACCUUCAACUACUCGAGAAGAAUCACUUGUAGUAUAUGCUCCAACACAAGAAGGAGCUUCAAAUCCUUUAGUUUCAUUUAAAAUUGGAAAAAUGAUAAAACAUGGGAAACCAUUACCUAUACAUCGUAAAACGGCAUACAAGAAACAAACAAAUAUAACAAUACCAUUUAAUUUAAGUUAUCCCUCUGGAGGUUUAUUUGGUCAAAAUGUUGUUAUUACCGGAUUCUUGGAAAAUGAAUUUGAUAUUUCAAUUUUCAUCUAUAAUAAACCUACGGGGAAAUGGUCAAGAAUGAAUAUAUUUUGUAAUCAUGAUUAUGGAAGUCAUCGAUUUUGGGGAGGGUUUGCCUGGCAAUCACAUCAUAAAGUAAUUUUAUUAGGGAAUUAUUUAACAUCACGUACAUCAAGUAGUAUUCGAUUUUUUACAUUAAUGAUUACUGUUAGUUUACCAAUUACCAAUAUUUUAGCCAGUUCUGAAUUAGCUGGAGGCCAUCAUCAUGCUGCUGAUGGAACGAGAAUCUAUCAUCAUCGAAAAUUGGAUGAUUCAAGUGAUGAAUGUCUGACUGAUAGUAGUAGUAGUGCUGCUUCUGGUGGCGAUUUAGAGUCUCAUGAAUCUAGUAUUCCUGAUUCUACUAGACAUCAAUCCGUUACAUCUGUUGGAACAGAAAAGUCAAAUCAUACACCAAUCAGUUUUACUGAAUAUGUCCAUUAUGCAGCUCCGAAACAAACAUUUACAACUAUUAGAUCAGUAUUCCCACCAGCUGCAAUCACGUUAGGAAGAAAUGCAUUUGAUAGAUAUGGAGAUUUAGUUUCUGAUUUUGAAAUUGUUUCAUCUAAUGGUGAUAGAAUUCCUGUGUGUUUAGUUGUAUUAAUGGAAAGAUGGGGCAGAUAUUUCAUUUCAUUAUUGUCAAGAGGAUAUGUUCAAGCUGUGGAUAAAUUUGAAUCGGAUCAAGCUAAAGGAUUAUUCGAGGGACAAAGACUAAGAUCAAAAGCAAGUAAUUCAAGUUCAACAACUGGUUCAGCUAGUAUGAAAUUAUCGGCAAGUGGAUCUUCUGUUGCUUCAAAUGAAGCUUCUUCAGAUAAUAAUACCACACAAGAACUGACAUCACCAAAACUGCAAUCAGCAAAAACAACAAAAGAAAAAGAGGACGCUGAUAAGAAGACAAAGUUACAUUUAUCUAUGCAUUUACCUAGGACCCCCAAAGAUGCUCCUCAGUUUAGACUUCCAUUCCAAGAUUCAUCAGAAUCAUCAAGUAUGGAUUCCCCAGCUCCAACCAAUGAAAAGGUACCAUCGCCGGAACCACCGGGCAUGAGACCAAAUAUGGCAUCAUAUUCAUCAGCAAUAGAUCCUCAUCAAACUUCAACUACUACCAGAAAAGGUUCAGUCGCAUCAUUUCAGUCAAGUCAUAGUUCCUUAUUGACUUCUCAUUUACAAGAUAUCCCACCACAAUUACCAUUACCUGUAGAACCUAUUCCUGCAGUACCAGUAACAUCAUCAUUUAGAAGUUCAUCAAGAAAAGGCUCCCAAGAUCAUAGUUCUCCUCGAGCAUCAUUGAUACAUACAUUGACAGCAUUACGUAAUAUCCCAAGUUCCGGUAAGUCCCCUCGGGGUUCACCAUUUGGAUCUCCACGUGCAUCCAUCUCAGCACAAGGAAAUAUAAUUGGAUCUAGUGGUGCUGGUGGUGGUGGUGGUGGUUCUGAUUUGUUUAGUUCUCCAUUUCCUAAUUUACGUCCAAAUCCAGGUAGAUCACCCGUUGGUGGAACAAAUCGAAGAAAAUCUACUGAUGCUGUAAAUAAUCCUAUUUCUCCAAUGGAUGCUGCUGAGCCGGCGAAAUCAUCAGAAGUUGAACCAGAACAAAAGCCAGCCAAUAAUAAUAAUGCAGCAGCUGCAAUAUUUUCAAAUUCACUGUCAGAUGCUCCAACUAGAGAUAGUAGUCUUGCCAGUAGUUGUGAUUAUAGUAAGGUUUCAAGUGAUGAUGCUGCAAGUACCUCAACCGCUAAAUAUGCCCUAAAUGAGAAAUAUUCCGAUCGAGUUUUUGAGAAUGCAUUAUUGAAUUUUGAAGAUAUUGAAGUUGAUAAAUUUAGAAUGGAACCUUCAUUAAUUCCAAGAAGACUUUAUCUUCCUUGGCCCACGAUCACUGUGAAGGCAUUUUGUGAAUAUUUGUAUACGGGACAAAUUGGGAAUAAAUGGAUUUUAGCCCCCACGGUAUUGGAUAAUUUAUUGAUUGCUAAAUUCUUUAGGGUUCCUUUGUUGUAUGAUUUAAUUAGUGAGGUUUUAUUUGGGAUUAUUGGGAGAAAGGAAGCAUAUAUUGUUGGAGAAGGGAAUAAAUUAAAAAAGAAAUAUUUUGACUUGUUGGAAGAUAUUGGAAUUCCAAUUGAUCCUGAUUUUAAAUUUCCUUUGGAUGAAUAUGAAGGAUUUAUGGAUACUGUUGAUGAUGGAUAUUUGGAUAUUGCAUUAUUGAAAAAGACAUCGAAGACUCAUAGAAGAAGUACUGCUUCAACUAAGAAAUCUACAUCAACUGCUUUUUCACUGAUGCGGAGUGAUUCUAUUGAACCAAGAGGAGUAGGAUCUACUAGUACACAAGGUGGUAGUGAAUCCAGAGGUGUCGAAGAUGUUGUUAAUGAAGAAGAAGAUGAAGAUGAUGAAAUUUCGGAUGAUUCUAAGAAAAGUUUGGAAGACGAACGAGAAUAUUCUUUGGGAUAUUUGGAUACUUAUGAAAAUUCAGUACCACAAAUUGGUUCCAGAUCAAGAUCGGUUUUUGAUAAACAUAGUUUCAUGUUACAAGAACUUAAACGAGCAGAAGCAGAGGCUGAAAAGGAAGAUACCACUACCAUUAAUGAUGAUGAUCAAUACGAAGAAAAUGCAAAUUUUACCCUUGAAGAAUUAGUUUCUCCAACUGCACCAGUUCCUUCGGAUUAUUGUGUGGAUUUGAUUUUUGAAGCAAGUACGAUUGUUAGUGAUUUGAAAUUGAUGUUAAGAGCGGCUAAUUUGAGAGCUAUGACCAAAAUCUUGAAGAGAAGUAGACAUGAUAUUGAAGCGGCAAUGGCUGAAUUGGAAUAUCAGAAAGGAAUGGCUAUGUCAGCUAAACGUAAUGAGGAAUUGGCUACUGCUACUGCUACUGCUGCUAAUGCUUCUGCUGCUUCUGCUGCUUCUGCUGCUGCUAAUGCUUCUGCUCCUGCUUCUGCUAAUGCUCCCGCUGCUACAAGUGCUACCAGUGCUCCGGCUGCUACAAGUGCUACCAGUGCUGCAAGUCUUGCUACUUCAGUUGUUGCAAAGUCAGAGGAAACUGCAAGCAGUCAAACACCUAGUGAAAAGGAUGACAAAGACAGAAAAGUCACAUCUCCUCCUUCGGUAUUAUCACUGCCUAGUGGGUAUCUGGACAUGCAUUAUGCCAGUGGUGAAACAGAGAGUCGUUCAAGUCGAAAUGUUAGUGAGAUUGAUUUACAAAGCAGUACGGCCCUAAAACCAUCCAGUUCAAAUAAUUCAGUUCAUACUCAAAAAAGUACCCUGAGACCUUCACUUUCAAGAACUGGGUCACAUGCAAGUUUACGUGGAAUUAGUUUUACACCAUUUUCAAAAGCUAAGAAUAAGAAUGAACUGGCUUCUGAUUUAACUUCGAUGGAUAAGCUGGUGUCUGAAAUGGGUUCAAGUACUCAUGGAAUAGCCAAAUUCCGGGCUAGUAUUUUAAGAGGAGCAAGAUCAGGGGAAGAGUUUGUCGGUAGUUCUGCGUCAUCAAUCAAAUCUGGUGUUGCUCCGUCAAAUGCUUCGAUAAUAACAGCAUCAGGUAGAAAACAUGGUUUUUUCCAUAUUGGUCAUAGAAAGAAGGAAACUUCUGGGGAUGAGUCAUCACUUGAGUCUGCGAGAUUGGAAAGGGCCGCUUCUGAAGUAAGUAUUAGUUCGGGUAGUAAGAGUGAUUCUGGUAAUAAUGGAAAGAGAAAGUUUGGAUUUAGAUUAAAAAAAUCAAAUAAUAGUAAUGUUUAG